Molecule: messenger RNA, 1224 nt
Organism: Cloeon dipterum
Lineage: Eukaryota; Metazoa; Arthropoda; Insecta; Ephemeroptera; Baetidae
Gene: Pcmt
Product: Protein-L-isoaspartate (D-aspartate) O-methyltransferase
Exons: 8
Coding region: 72-911 (279 amino acids)
Biological process (GO): protein modification process
Cellular component (GO): cytoplasm
Molecular function (GO): protein-L-isoaspartate (D-aspartate) O-methyltransferase activity
Source: RefSeq, a predicted model, not a curated record
UUCAUUCAUCCCGUUCGUUUAGCGCAUUGCUUGGACGACCAUCAAUACACAAAAAUUUGUCACUCGACUUGAUGCGACAACUGCUCUCGUUGACGACUCUCGGUUGCUUCGUCGUUCCAAACCUCCUGCGCUCCACCAUGGCUUGGCGAUCACACGGUGCUACGAAUACAGAACUUGUCGCCAAUCUUAAAGCAAAUGGAAUCAUAACUAGCGCAGAGGUUGAAAACGCUAUGCUCAGGACAGACCGCGGCAAGUAUAUUUUGGAAGUGAACAAACCCUACCAGGACGCUCCUCAGGGUAUCGGUUAUGGUGUUACCAUCAGCGCUCCCCACAUGCACGCCCAUGCACUGGAGAUCCUAAAAGACCACUUGAAGGAAGGAAACAAAGUGUUGGACGUCGGUUCCGGGAGUGGCUACCUGACCGUCUGCAUGGCUCUAAUGCUUGGUGAGACUGGAAAAGCGGUUGGAAUUGACCACAUUGAAGAGCUAGUGGAUACUUCUAUUAAAAAUAUCGAGCUAGACAAUCCUGAACUCUUGUCCUCCGGCAGAGUAAAAAUAAUUGUUGGAGAUGGCCGGAAAGGGCACAAAGCUGAAGCCCCGUACAAUGCCAUUCAUGUUGGUGCUGCCGCGCCAAAAGUUCCAGAGGAGCUUAUCGCGCAGCUUGCUCCUGGUGGCCGAAUGGUGAUUCCAGUUGGACCGGAAGGCUGGGACCAACAGCUGCAGCAGAUAGACAAAGCCCUGGAUGGCACAAUCACUAAGAAGACUCUAAUGGGAGUUAUUUAUGUCCCCCUGACAGACAAGGAGCAACAAUGGCCUUACCCUAGAAGAAUAGUCAAGCGAAUCCAAAGGGCAGUGAGAAAAAAGCUGGGGAAAAACAAUGUUUCUGGUCAAAGUUCCAACUCUAAUUCUUGAAGUUUAUCGCUGACCUUUAGACAGAUGUGCCUGCACCCUUAAAUAUUACUGAUGAUGACUCUGCCAGGUGCUGUCAAAUUUGCUGAAUUGGCUUUGGAUGCAAGAGCUCAAACCCUAAAAGGACCAGCUGACAGCAUUAUUGUACAACUUGGAUUGUGUUAAAUAUCGCGUAUGCUUCGUGCCAAGAAAGACUGCAAUUAAUUUGAAAUGGCAAAAAUUUAAUAUUUAAUGAUUAUGAUUUUAUUGGAUUUGCUAAAAACUUGUGCUACUUUUGCAAGAAGUAUAAAAUAAACAAUAAUGUGACAAAAAAUAA